This is a messenger RNA of Humulus lupulus (European hop), 524 nucleotides long. RefSeq lists its product as uncharacterized. The coding region runs from base 1 to 513 and encodes 170 amino acids. NCBI's taxonomy places the organism in Eukaryota, Viridiplantae, Streptophyta, Magnoliopsida, Rosales, Cannabaceae. The transcript is spliced from 5 exons. The record is from RefSeq and is a predicted model, not a curated record.
AUGGGGAUAGAAGUUAGUACAAACUGUAUCAAGGUACAAACGGACUUGAUUAUUUAUCCUGGCACAAUGCAGGAGACUGCAAUAGUGAAUGUGAUAUUGAUAGUUUAUAGUACUAUUAAGCCAGGCUCUUUUCCACCAGAAGUCAUUCCCUAUGACCAGUGGACUCAACAGAAACCAGAAACAAAGCCUAUGUUUUCUGGUUGGCUUAAGGGUGCAUUUGGAGGUGGAAAGAAAGAGAUGCAAGAAUCUAUACAGCAGAACCUCAAUUUUAUUCUCAGUACUGCUCCAAUUUGGGAUAGGGUGGAGCUCAAAGGUAAUAAAUAUGUACUUGGAGAAUUUCUGGAGUUCAAGGGAAAGCCAGAAGAUCUCCAUGCCUUGAGAAAUAUCAAAAGAUCGAAAGUCAGUCGUCUAAUUAUCGACAAGCAUGCUUGGAUUAGUUUCUCUAAGUCAUCAUGUGCAUUUUUCUUUCGAAAUCACAGCGCAUUCGACGCUCCAAGUUUUGUACUCGCCUAGGGAUUAUCGAA